AUGGCCGAAGAUAACUUGCCCUCGUCUCCCACUGCACCAUCUAGAUCCAACAUGUCUUCCAAAACAUCAUCUUCUGGUAAGGAUACCCAGCUCGAUGCUCUUCGUGCUCGUCAAGCUGCUCUUGAAGCAACUGUCGCCGAACUGCAUGCUCAGCGUACCUCUCUCGUCGAUUCCUUCUCNCCCACCUUCAAUAUUCAAGAGCCAGAAGACACAGAAACUCGUGCAAAGCUCGCAGUGAAUGCAGCCAACACAAAGAUCAAGUCCCAGAUCAAACAGCUACAGCAAUACAACGACAUCAAAGAUAUCGGCACUCAGCUGAUGGGAAUUAUCGCCGAGAAGCGUGGCUGCCGCAUCGGUGAGGUUCAGGAGGAGUUUGGUAUCAAUCCUGAUGAUUGA
This is a messenger RNA of Aureobasidium musti, 396 nucleotides long. NCBI's taxonomy places the organism in Eukaryota, Fungi, Ascomycota, Dothideomycetes, Dothideales, Saccotheciaceae. The record is from the annotation of a GenBank genome assembly.